UACUUCCGUUACUCUCAUUACUUUAGCGUAGUUUCGCUCGAGCAUGGAGCUCUUUCGGGAAUUUGAAAAGGAACAAAAACAGAAUUGGUUGAAAGGUGUCGUGGCCUUAUUAUGUCUUCAGAAUCCGCUCGAGCUCUUCAUCGAUGAGGAAAUGGACAUUUUCCACCGAAAGCUGGGCGAUGAAUGCGGCACGAAUGUGUGUGUGAAGAACUGCAAUUUCAAUAACUGGAAACCACGACCAAACCAGAGUCCUCCUUUAGAUUGUGAGGUGUGUUCCUCCUGGAGAGAUUCAAUAUUGGCUAACCACACCAGUCCGCGUGGAAAGGUGAUGUGGGUGAACAGUAAGCCCGACCGGUGGUCCCAAGAUAAAUGGGAAGUGGCUAAGGUGUACAUGCCAGAUGGUCAUAAGAAGCAUAAUUUCAUCGGUGACUUUGACAUUGCUGCACUUCUUUGUCUCAUGAAUCAGUGCAAGCACUUUAAGAAGUUUGAGCUCGGUGGAUUGUGUGACAAUGUUGCCAACGUCCGAAACAAUAUUAUGCAUGCAGCAAGGUUCCAGUUGAAUCAAGAGGAUUUGCUCGAUUACUUUAAUCGAAUCAGAAAGCUUGGUGAGGUGCUGGAAAAACAUGUUCCUGAAUUCAAAAGUCUGUCUGAAGACAUCAAUGAGAUCCAGAGCCUUGACUGUAAACUGAUCUUGCCUGACGACGUGGCGGCUCAGAAUAUUCUGGAUAAAGAUGAAAAAGACCUGGAGGACAGACUUUUUGCUGUUGCGCAGGAGGCAGCUGAACCUCAUCUCAACAGGAUGAAGCUGGAGAAGUUGGAGAGACAAAUUGCUCAACAAGAACAAGACAACAUGCCAUUGACAGAGUACUACGCCCUGACUCAUAACCCACGUGGUUUGUGUGUGGUCAUCAAUAAUGAGGACUUCCACGGAAAUGAAUGGCUAAAAAAACGAAGAGGGACUCAGGCGGAUGAGAAGGCUCUGAACAAAGUGUUCACCAGCCUUGGCUUUACUGUGGUGGUACACAACAACUUGACUGCAGAUGACAUGCGACAAGAACUACAGCAGCUGGGCUCACGGAGUUUUUUGGAUGAUGAUGCAUUGGUGGUGUGCGUGCUUUCCCAUGGAGAACUGGGAUGUGUCAUUGGGGCCGAUGAGAAACCGGUGUCCUUAGAAGAACUGACACGGCCCUUCACCAGCAGGGGAGCACCCACCUUGAUAGGGAAGCCCAAACUGUUCUUCAUCCAGGCGUGUCAGGGAAGCAACUACCACAGUUCAUACGUGCCGUGUCCCCCAAUGCUGAGACAGGAGGAGGGGGUCAGACAGAGCCGCCUGGAUGAAGACGCUGGUCCUGUGCACAACAUGGCGCCGUCGGCGCCGCCUUUUGAUUCUGACUUCCUGCUAGGCAUGGCAACCACGCAGCAUUACAAGACGUUUCGAAACACUACUACAGGCACCAUCUACAUCCAGGAGCUGUGCAAGCAGCUGACCAGGUCAGCAAAAAGCUCGGAGAUGGAUGAUAUACUCGCAGUGCUGACACGUGUGAACAGGCAGGUCAGCAACGGAGAAUAUUUACGUCACAAACAAAUUCCAGAGCCCAAGUACACCCUCACCAAGAAGCUCGUCCUCAAAUAUGUGUCAGCCGACCAAGACCAAGUACAAAGCUGAUAAUGUGCCAGAUUUGCAUGGACCAGACUGGCAUAGUGUGUGUAUGACUGUGGUUGUGAAAUCAAAAUGAAAAAGUAAAUUCUGGCAUAACUUUUAUUAGGUGCUGAGUAGUGUGUAUAGUCCCUUUUAGAGGGGUGAAGCUCCCUCCAAAUAUCAACUAUCCCAAAUUUUUUAAAUAAGGUCUUGAUCAUUUUUGUGACAUGGAUGGUAUUUUUCCUAUUGUUUGUUGUGUCUAGACUACUAUUCAUGACAAUAUUAAAGUCACCUCCACAUAUUAGUAUUCCCUCCAUUUCAAGGAGAAUACUAUCAAGUAGAGUAAAAAGGGCUUUUCACUGUUGGGUGGGGCAUAAACAUUGACCAAUGUUACGUCUUUGUUUUCCAGUUUUCCUUUUUUACAAUUAUAUAUCUGCCUUCUUUAUCAUUGAUUUCUUUAGUACAUUCGAAUUUCACCGAGUUAGAAAGUAGUAUAUCCACACCUCUUCAACAACCCUGGUGGAAUGAACUAUAAAAUGUAUUUGCAUAGCCAAACAUCUUAAGCUUCUCAUGUUCCUGCCUAGACAGGUGUGUCUCCUGUAGAUAUAUAAUCUGUACCUUAUCCUUCCUUAAUUUUGUCAUUAUUUUCCGCCGUUUAACAGGGUUGUUUAAACCGCUCACAUUCAACGACAGUAUCUGAAUAUUAUUCUCUAUCAUUUGUGUUUAUGAAGUCAAGUUGCAAUCCGUACCCAAACAAGAAAAAGAAACAUGAACCGUGGAAAAACAAUCGAACAUAGAGCAGUGUGACUUCAGAGAGAAAGGAUGCUACUUGCCAUUCCUUAUGUUCCCUGUUGGUGGGAGGAGGGUAAAGUGCCUCUUUGCUGAAGGGGCCCUCCCUAGUAGUGAGAAAAUACCUAAGCUGGUAUUCCACCUGUACUAGAAAUGUCCAACAUUUAGCACAUACAUAAAGUGCUCCCUCCAUCGGUUUCCUAAAGAUAAUCAAAUGAGUCAUAAGUCUUUCUAAAUAUGUUGGCUGGGGUUUGUAUAAUUUCACAUGACGGAGACCAUGAUUAACAAACAAAAAAACAGUCGUUUUUUUCAUCAUUGUAACCAAAACCAUUAAGAGGUUCCUGUUCCUAAAGUUUGUAUUAUAUAUAGAUAAGUAGGCCUAUUAUAAGGCUCGGAACCUCAAAGUCCAGACCUCAGGUUAGAAAAUAGCAGAUUAACUAACAAAAUCUGUUCCAGAUGUGUCGUAUAAAACCCCUGGUCAGAUCUAAAGUGUUUAUCACUUAUCUGGUCCACUUCACUUCAUCCCUUCGUUUAAGGCGGUGGGCUCUGUCGCGUUGGUACGUUUCAAUGGCAACACCUCGUUCAGCCUCUCCUCCAGGGCAUCCGCGGUGUUCACCCUCGCCGUCACCAACACCUUUAUCCCACGUGUAUUCAGGCCCUGUUAAGUCUCUUCGGCACCAUCGUAGACCCGCAGCAAGGCGUCCCAGUGCGUCUGGAGCCGGAUCCCUUUCUCUUUAAGCACCGCAGCUGCAUUGUCGUUGUCAAAAAACAAUCGCUUGCCAUCUAGUUCAAUCUUCUGCUGCCACGCUUUCUUAAGUACCAGCUCUUUAACAUUAAACUGUAGAAGGUUAACUAUGAUUGAUCUCGGAGUUGAGGUCGCAGCUGGCUUUGGGAUCAGCUGGAUUUGGAGUUCAAUGCCGCCGGGAAGCGUAAAAUGGAUUUUAAACAACUCAGUUACACAUUCCGUAACUGAUCUUCCUUCUUUGUCUUCCGGGACUCCAUAGAUGCGGAGAUUGUUCCUCCUAGAACGACUCUCCAGGUCGAGUUCUGUUUCACUACCGUCAGCAGCGUCUUUCAUCUCCAGCUCAGCUGAUUCCAGGUCAGCUAUACGGGUUUGUGCCUCGGCGAAACUCAGUAAAGUCUUCCUUCAUAGUUUUAUUGACAUCGCUUCUGAAUUCACUAAGAUCCCGUUUAAUAUCUGUUUGAAGCCCCUUAACUCCUUAGAGAGAGUCGGGUUUUCUUGUGUUUUAUUCAUUUUCUUGUCAGACUUACACCUCCUGUGCAAUUUCCCUCCUCUCAUAUUCAACUUAAUCUAAUUUUGUGCAGAUUUACAUUGAUAGGAGGUCUUUUUAAAAACCGACUCUGAGGAGAUCACUACUACACGUUCAUCUUGUUGUAGCGCCACCGGAAGUCCCUCCUAUGUUUUAUUUGAUAAAAAAAUGAAAAACGCUCUUUUUAUUUUCGUAGGUGUUAGUAACCUAGCUUUCCAUUUGGGCGAGCAUUAUUUAGGUCACAAUUCAAAUUAAAAUGCAAUUUUCUAACCAUUUGAAAAUGAAAACAGCAUUUGACAUUUCAAUUCCAAAGACCUAAAGGCAGAGUUAGGAUGUUUUAAAGGGGGAGUGAAUGAUGAAAGUUUUCUAUAGUCACUGAAUUGAGGCUGGUUCAUACUUCUGCGUUGAAUCUUCACUCUUUUUCUUUUCUUCCAUUAUGAACUCAAAUGGAACAGUAAGCAGGGUAAUCUCUAUAAACAGAUUCUGCAUUCAUAUAUCAGUUGUCAGACCAUGUUUACUUUUUAUUAUAGGAGGCGAAUACACUUCUCAUGUGGGAUCUACUUAUUACUGUUGGAUGAUGUUGUAUUCUGCUUGGAUUUUUGUUGGCUUUAUCUUGUUAAGGAGAAAAGUCUAAAUAAGUAUUUACUGUAAACAUCGUUUUGUCUCUUAAUAAAAGCUCUGGUGUCAGCACCAAAGCAAACCAUA
Messenger RNA from Anoplopoma fimbria (sablefish), 4404 nucleotides. RefSeq names its product caspase-8-like. The transcript is spliced from 10 exons. Gene Ontology annotation, biological process: proteolysis; apoptotic process. Bases 44 to 1666 code for a protein of 540 amino acids. Gene Ontology annotation, molecular function: death effector domain binding. The record is from RefSeq and is a predicted model, not a curated record. Gene Ontology annotation, cellular component: cytoplasm. NCBI's taxonomy places the organism in Eukaryota, Metazoa, Chordata, Actinopteri, Perciformes, Anoplopomatidae.